This is a messenger RNA of Populus nigra (black poplar), 739 nucleotides long. RefSeq names its product DNA polymerase II subunit B3-1. Gene Ontology annotation, cellular component: nucleus. The transcript has a single exon. Lineage: Eukaryota; Viridiplantae; Streptophyta; Magnoliopsida; Malpighiales; Salicaceae. The record is from RefSeq and is a predicted model, not a curated record. Bases 179 to 616 code for a protein of 145 amino acids. Gene Ontology annotation, molecular function: protein heterodimerization activity. Gene Ontology annotation, biological process: regulation of DNA-templated transcription.
AUAGUGUUUCGGUGUUUCCCGCUAAAAGGCCACCAUGCUUUAGAAAAAAAACCCAAAUUCCCGCCAAUGAAACCCUAAAAAAUAAAUUCCCCCUCUCAACCUUCUCCCAUUUCCAAAUCAAACAUUCAAAGCAUACAUCCCUCUAAGUCCCCAUCCCCAAUCGAAUUCACAUUCUCCGAUGGUAGAAUCAGAGGAGAACAAGACAGAAACAACAACAACCCGACCCGAAUUCCCAACAGGCCGGAUCAAGAGAAUCAUGAAACUCGACAAAGACACCAACAAGGUCAAUGCAGAUGCUCUAUUCCUCGUCUCCAGCUCCACUGAGUUGUUUCUCCGGUUCCUCGCGGAGAAAUCAGCAGAAGUUGCAAUCGAGAAGAAGCGAAAGAUUGUGAAACUCGAUCACAUUCGAGCUGCUGUUAAAAGGCACCACCCUACCAGUGAUUUUCUCUUAGAUUCGCUUCCUUUGCCAGCUCAGUCAUCAGAGAAGCCUGCAAGUGAUAAUACCAGUGCUCGCACCGUGACUGAUAAACCAGCCCCGGCUGGCACGCGCCGGAUUGAUCAGUUUUUCGCUAAGGCGGCAAGUGAAGAAGUUCCGGUUCUGAUAAAUGAGUCCUAAACUUGGCUUCUUUUCUUUUAUUUUCUUUUAAUUAAUUAAAUGUAAUAGAAACAUGUUCAAGUUCUAUAAUGUAAGUGGUUUUGUUAUGAUUAUAUUAAAUUAUUUUAGAAUUUCCAUCGGAAA